GGCCUGUCGGCGGGCGGGGUAAGAUGGCGGAACUGGGGAAGAAGUACUGCGUGUACUGCCUGGCCGAGGUGAGCUCUCUGCGCUUCCGCUGCACCGAGUGCGCCGACAUCGAGCUCUGCCCCGACUGCUUCUCGGCGGGCGCCGAGAUCGGCCCGCACCGCCGAUGGCACGGCUACCAGCUUGUCGACGGCGGCCGCUUCACCCUCUGGGGCGCCGAGGCCGAGGGCGGCUGGAGCAGCCGGGAGGAGCAGCUGCUGCUGGACGCCAUCGAGCAGUUCGGCUUCGGCAACUGGGAGGACAUGGCUGCUCACGUGGGAGCAUCCCGAACCCCUCAGGAGGUGAUGGAACACUAUGUGAGCAUGUAUAUCCAUGGCAACCUGGGAAAAGCCUGCAUCCCUGACACGAUUCCCAACAGAGUAACGGAUCACACGUGUCCCAGUGGCGGCCCACUUUCUCCCAGCUUGACCACGCCGCUCCCACCGUUGGAUAUAUCGGUGGCUGAGCAGCAGCAGCUGGGAUAUAUGCCACUUCGGGAUGACUACGAGAUCGAAUACGAUCAAGACGCGGAGACUCUGAUCAGCGGCCUUUCGGUGAACUACGAUGACGACGAUGUGGAAAUAGAGUUAAAAAGAGCUCACGUAGACAUGUACGUAAGGAAACUCAAGGAACGGCAACGGCGGAAGAACAUUGCGCGAGACUAUAACUUGGUACCGGCCUUUCUGGGGAAGGAUAAAAAGGACAAGGAGAAAGCUCCCAAACGAAAGAUCACAAAAGAAGAGAAGGAGUUGAGGCUGAAACUGCGGCCUCUGUACCAAUUCAUGUCUUGUAAGGAGUUUGAAGACUUCUUUGAGAACAUGCACAAGGAGAGGAUACUUCGAGCAAAGAUUCGGGAGCUGCAGCGGUAUCGUCGAAAUGGAAUCACCAAAAUGGAAGAGUCAGCAGAAUACGAGGCAGCUAGACAUAAACGGGAAAAGAGGAAGGAGAACAAAAACAUAGCUAGUUCCAAGAGAGGGAAGGAAGAUGGUAAAGAAGGUGAAUUUGCUGCCAUUGAAAACCUGCCUGGCUUUGAACUGUUGUCAGAUAGGGAAAAGGUGCUCUGCAGCUCUCUAAAUUUGAGUCCUGCCCGUUAUGUGACUGUAAAAACUAUAAUCAUUAAAGACCAUCUCCAAAAAAGACAGGGAAUUCCUUCAAAGAGUCGCCUUCCCAGUUACUUAGAUAAGGUACUGAAGAAAAGGAUUUUAAACUUUCUAACAGAGAGCGGUUGGAUAUCCAGGGAUGCUUCAUGAAACUCAGCUGAUCUGAAAAAACACAGCAGAGGCCCAUUAUAGCCUCAAGGACUCGGUUAUUUUUUCCUUCCCUCCCCAAAGAUAUAGAAAUUAUGUCACUUCAAACAAAAAAAAAGCAAAUACAUAAAUCCCCACAGUAUUCAUGAUCCAUGGUUUAAAUAGACUUUUGCUUUGGAUCAUGGAAAAUACAUAAUUGUGAAACUCUACAUUGGAUUUCACUGCUUUUGGUAAUUGGAACAGAUUUCUUUCAUGUGAAGUUACUUGAGUCCAGUAGUCCCAGAGUAGUUACUUUACUCCUCACUAUUGGACAAAUGAGUAUCGGUGUAAUCCUUGCUUUUCUUUGAAGGUGGGAGAGUUUCUUGCGCUGGAAACUUUCUUCUCCCUUUGUUUUGUUUUGGUUUUUUUGCAUAACGCUGGCAGCAAAGUGAAGCUUAUGAAAGUCCUGAGCUCAGGAGCAUGGUGAGCGGGGAUUUUUGUGACCAUUGCUAAGCUUUUACUCCUUAGUAACUACAGCCAAGGUGCUGGGACAGCCAGGUGAGAGUUUCUGUCAAGGGACAAGCCAUGGCAGGGAGGGGAAGGAAAGAAAUGUGGUAGGUAGGUGAGGUAUCUUCAGGUACUUGUGCUGUGAGAAGGGUUCUUGAAGAGCUGCCUUCACACCCAGCUGGUCCAGACACAGCUUUGACUUGAGUUUUUGCUGACACAGACCCCGCUGAAGCUUUGAUGUUAACUUGUUAGUAUCAAAGUUGCAGGAGUACAGGGCAGCUGUGCUGCUGUGUUCUGGAAGAGCUGUCAGUGCUUACUGUGAAGGAGCUGAUUUGGGCCAGGAAUGGGAUUUGGGGAAAACUGACAGUGAGUUGUCUUGCAGCAGUUGGGAGCCUCAGGCAGCGAAAUCACUGUUUCCUCUUGCGGGGGGGAGCCUACUCCUGCUUUGGUGUCUGUAACUUCUGAGUGUGUAUGGGCUGAGGAGGAGUAGCUGCCUCCCGAGUUUGGUUGGGAGGGACAGAGAAAGGGAGCGAGAUUCUCAAAUGGAUAGUGAUCACUGAGAUUGCAUUUUUGUUUUUAAAAAGCAAAGUGAUAGAGGUGAGGUCAAAAUACACAGCUAACGCACUCCUGAAGAACAGAGCUGUAAAUCAGCCGUUGCAGGGUUCUAACUGCAUGUACCUUGACACGGACUGGAUUAAAUGUGUGGAAGUUGAAGUUACUGACAUGGUAGGACUGUGAAUGCAGCCCACUGCAGUGAGAACAGCGCACCUCAAGUGGUAACUCAUCACAACUCAUAGCAACUAUAGUCUGAAGUGGGUGCUCAUGACAGGCACCAGCUGGUGAUGUAACACAGCAUGUAACAGCAAUACCUGAUCCACAGUACUGUCCUAGUAAGAUCCACCAAUGAAGGGAAAGGAGGGCUAAAAAAGGAUUUAUAUACCCAGUUCAUCCUUAAAUUCCUGUGCUGUUAUUUAACAAAA
Grus americana (Whooping crane) is the source of this 2749-nucleotide messenger RNA. RefSeq names its product transcriptional adaptor 2B (gene TADA2B). Gene Ontology annotation, cellular component: SAGA-type complex; nucleus. Lineage: Eukaryota; Metazoa; Chordata; Aves; Gruiformes; Gruidae. Gene Ontology annotation, biological process: chromatin remodeling; regulation of transcription by RNA polymerase II. The record is from RefSeq and is a predicted model, not a curated record. The coding region runs from base 24 to 1286 and encodes 420 amino acids. The transcript is spliced from 2 exons. Gene Ontology annotation, molecular function: zinc ion binding; transcription coactivator activity; chromatin binding.